AUGGACUUGUUGCCCGUAGAAUCGCCGCAGAUCUUGAGUAAGAAGAAACACGGGUUCCGUUCAUUGAAAUUGGUCAACGUUAACCUAGACGAUGUGUUGCCGGAGCCGCCGUACGGCGUCGACUACGGCCGGCUUGAUAAUGGACUGGCUUAUUAUGUGCGCUGUAAUUCCAAACCCAAAAUGCGAGCCGCUCUUGCCCUCGCUGUUAAGGUUGGCUCAGUUUUAGAAGAGGAGGAAGAGCGAGGAGUGGCUCAUAUAGUUGAGCAUCUAGCUUUCAGUGCCACUACAAAAUACACAAAUCACGAUAUUGUUAAGUUUCUUGAAAGCAUAGGGGCCGAAUUUGGUGCCUGUCAAAAUGCCAUAACAUCUGCUGAUGAAACUGUUUAUGAGUUAUUUGUUCCAGUUGACAAACCUGAACUAUUAUCUCAGGCCAUUUCAGUCUUGGCAGAGUUCAGUUCAGAGGUUCGUGUCUCAGAAAAUGACUUGGAAAAAGAAAGGGGAGCUGUAAUGGAAGAGUAUAGAGGAAGCAGGAAUGCUAAUGGAAGGAUGCAGGACGCUUAUUGGGUUCUCAUGAUGGAAGGUUCAAAAUAUGCAGAGCGUUUACCCAUUGGACUAGAAAAGGUAAUCCGUACUGUUUCCCCAGAGAUCGUGAAAAAGUUCUACAAGAAAUGGUACCAUUUGCAGAAUAUGGCUGUGAUUGCUGUUGGAGAUUUUCCUGACACACAGAGUGUUAUUGAGUUGAUAAAGACUCAUUUUGGAGAGAAAGUCCCACCUGUUGAUCCCCUACUUAUACCACACUUCUCAGUUCCAGCACAUGAGGAGCCACGGUUUUCAAGCUUUGUGGAAUCUGAAGCAGCUGGGUCGGCAGUGAUGAUCAGUUGCAAGAUUCUCGCAAAUGAGCUGAAAACUGUGAAGGAUUACAGGAAUUUACUAGCAGAAUCCAUGUUUUUUCAUGCUAUGAACCAAAGGUUCUUUAAAAUAUCCCAUAAGAAGGAUCUUCCCUAUUUUUCUUGCUCAGCUGCUGCAGAUGUCAUUGUUCAUCCAGUGAAGGCCUAUAUAAUGACUUCAUCCUGUAAACAGAACGGGACUGCCGAGGCACUGGAAUCAAUGCUGACUGAGGUUGCGAGGGUCCGUAUACAUGGAUUUUCUGAACGUGAAAUAUUGAUUGCCCGUGCGCUGCUGAUGUCAGAGAUUGAAUCUGCCUAUCUGGAGCGAGAUCAAAUUCAAUCCACGAGCUUACGAGAUGAAUAUAUGCAGCAUUUUCUUCGAAAUGAACCUGUUAUUGGGAUUGAACAUGAGGCACAGCUUCACAAAACUCUUCUUCCUAAUAUAUCAGCAUCUGAGGUAUCCAAAUAUUCAGAGAAUUUUCGGACAUCAUGUAGCUGUGUCAUAAAAACAAUAGAGCCACAAGCAACUGUGACAGUGGAUGAUUUGAAAGCUGUAGUUUUGAGGGUCAAUUCUUUGGAGGAAGAAAGAAGCAUUUCUCCCUGGGAUGAUGAACACAUUCCAGAAGAAAUUGUCAGUACAAUGCCAAAUCCAGGUCUCAUAGUGCAGCAGUUUGAAUAUUCCAGUAUUGGUGUGACUGAGUUGAUUCUUUCAAAUGGAAUGCGAGUUUGCUACAAAUGCACAGACUUCCUUGAUGACCAGGUUUUAUUCACAGGUUUUUCAUAUGGGGGUUUAUCUGAACUCCCAGAAUGCGAAUAUUUCUCGUGUUCAAUGGGUCCAACUAUCGCUGGAGAAAUUGGUGUAUUUGGUUAUAGACCAUCAAUGCUCAUGGACAUGCUUGCUGGUAAAAGAGCUGAGGUUGGCACAAAGCUUGGAGCUUACAUGCGAAGCUUUUCCGGAGAUUGCUCACCUUCAGACUUGGAAACUGCAUUGCAGUUGGUAUAUCAACUUUUUACAACAAACCUAGAACCAGGUGAAGAAGACGCCAAAAUAGUGAUGCAAAUGGCUGAAGAAUCUGUUCGUGCGCAAAAUAGAGAUCCUUACACUGCUUUCUCAAAUCGUGUGAGGGUGCUCAAUUAUGGAAACUCUUAUUUUUUUAGGCCAAUUGAACUUGGCGACCUUCGGAAAGUUGAUCCAUUCAAAGCGUGUGAAUACUUCAACAACUGUUUUAAGGAUCCAUCAAGUUUUACUGUCAUCAUUGUCGGGAAUAUUGAACCUACUAUUGCACGCCCUCUAAUACUGCAGUAUUUGGGAGGGAUCCCUAGACCAUGUGAACCAAUCAUGAAUUUCACACGUGAUGAUCUCAAAGGCUUACCAUUUACUUUUCCUUCUGCUGUAAUUAGAGAAGUUGUUCACAGUCCCAUGGUGGAAGCCCAGUGUUCCGUCCAGCUGUGCUUUCCUGUCGAACUUAAGAAUGAAAAUAUGAUGGAAGACGUUCACAUGGUAGGAUUCAUGAGCAAGCUUCUCGAAACAAAGAUAUUACAAGCACUUCGUUUUAAGCAUGGGCAGAUAUACUCUGCUGGAGUUUCCGUGUUCCUAGGUGGAAAUAAACCUUCAAGACUGGGUAACAUUCUUGGUGAUAUAAGUGUUAAUUUUUCAUGCGAUCCAGACAUCUCAUCUACGUUGGUCAAUCUUGCGUUGGAUGAAAUUCUACGUCUUCAGGAGGAGGGACCUUCUGAUGAUGAUGUUCUAGCCAUCCUUGAAAUUGAGCAGAGGGCUCAUGAAAAUGGAUUACAGGAGAACUAUCAUUGGCUGGAGAGGGUUUUGCACAGCUACCAGUCGAGAAUUUAUGCUGGUGAUGCUGGUGCUGCAUUCAAGGUUCUAGACGAGGGUCGUUCCAAAGUAAGAAAUUCUUUGACACCGGUAGCAGCUCAGACGGCACUGCAAAGGAUUUUACCUUUUCCUUGCAAAGAGCAGUACACUGUAGUAAUUUUAAUGCCUCAAGCUUCUCGUUUGAAGUCCCUAAAAUCUUUCAUCUGCUCUAUGCCAGUUCAAUAUUCUAGAGAUGCAAAGAUUUUUGCUGCCAUUGCUGGUUUUGCUAUUUUAGGUCUUAGUUUAUGGAAACGCUCACGAAGUGCACUGAAAUCCUCGUGA
Messenger RNA from Fraxinus pennsylvanica, 3039 nucleotides. The record is from the annotation of a GenBank genome assembly. NCBI's taxonomy places the organism in Eukaryota, Viridiplantae, Streptophyta, Magnoliopsida, Lamiales, Oleaceae.